Phlebotomus papatasi is the source of this 8138-nucleotide messenger RNA. It is a transcript of the gene Mtmr6, whose product is annotated as myotubularin-related protein 6. The transcript has 7 exons. Gene Ontology annotation, molecular function: metal ion binding; phosphatase activity. Bases 153 to 3410 code for a protein of 1085 amino acids. The record is from RefSeq and is a predicted model, not a curated record. Lineage: Eukaryota; Metazoa; Arthropoda; Insecta; Diptera; Psychodidae. Gene Ontology annotation, biological process: dephosphorylation.
CCUCUGAGUGUCCUCAGGAUAUCAUUGUGCCCACCAAAGUUGUGUCAAAGUGCAGAUAAAAAAAAUCCCUUCCUAAAGUGCUUUUCUUGCCAUGCAAUCUGACUCCUAAAGAUCCCCCUGAAGGCCCUGAAGGCAUCAAUUUCCCAGCAAAGAUGUCCUCAAAGACAAGUGACUUGUCGCCCACGUCCUCCCUCCGGAGGAAUUUCGAUGAGUUGUCACCCGAAUCGACAGAUGAGGUGGAGAGGAAGGUCCUCUGGGGUGUUCCUGUGCCGCCUUUUGUCUCCGAGCGUGUUGUCUCGUGGCUGGAAGAAGGCCUGCAGGAGCCAGAAGUUUUCUUCAAAAACAUCCUCGUUCUCAAAAAGGUGGAGAAUGUCCGGAUGAUUGAUCGCUAUAAUAGCAAGAAUGCAUCAAUUGGGACACUUUAUUUGACAGCCACCCAUUUAAUAUUCGUGGAUCCUGAAGCGAAUAAGGAGACAUGGAUUCUCCAUAUGCAUAUUGCAACAAUUGACAAAUUGCCACUGAGCACAACAGGAUCUCCUCUUCUGAUCCGCUGUAAGACAUUUCUCUCUGUAACAUUUGUGAUUUCCAAGGAGCGUGAAUGUCACGAUGUGUACGUGACACUGCAGAAACUCUGUCAGCCAGUUCAUAUCUCUUCUCUCUAUUGCUUCCACUAUACCUCGAGCAAUGAGGAUUUACCCAAGACGGCUGGAUGGGAUUUCUUCCGGUUGGAGACGGAAUUUAAGCGGAUGCGCGUACCAAAUGAAGAUUGGUCACUUUGUACUUUGAAUACAAACUAUGAGCUCUGUGACACGUAUCCCAGGCAUCUCUAUGUGCCAUCUGAGGCAUCCACAGCUGUACUAAUGGGAAGCAGUAGAUUCCGUUCGAAAGGACGCCUUCCGGCACUCACGUACUUGCACAGCAACAGAGCAUCGAUUUGUAGAUGCAGUCAGCCUCUGUCUGGCUUCAGUGCACGAUGUUUGGAGGAUGAACAGAUGCUGGAGGCUAUUCGAAAAACCAAUCCCAAUGCUAGCUACAUGUAUGUGGUGGAUACACGGCCAAAGAUUAAUGCAAUGGCCAAUAGGGCGGCCGGGAAGGGAUAUGAAAAUGAGGCUUUCUAUGAAAACAUCAAAUUUCACUUUUUGGGAAUUGAGAAUAUUCAUGUGAUGAGGACGAGCUUACAGAAACUUGUUGAGACUUGUGAACAAAAGACACCGACAAUGAGUGGAUUUUUGAGUUCUUUGGAAUCUUCCGGAUGGCUAAAGCAUAUCCGAUCGAUUCUGGACACUUCUAAUUUCAUUGCUUGUGCUGUGGACAAAGGGAUCUCUGUGGUAGUCCAUUGCUCAGAUGGAUGGGAUAGAACGGCUCAGGUUUGCUCACUGGCAGCCCUUAUUCUUGAUCCUUUCUAUCGUACAAUCAAGGGAUUCCAGGCACUGAUUGAGAAAGACUGGUUGGCCUUUGGGCAUAAAUUUAGUGAACGGUGUGGCUAUAUUCAGACAGAUCCCAAAGAGAUGUCUCCUGUUUUUACCCAAUUCCUCGAUAGUACGUGGCAAUUGGUACAGCAAAGGUGUGAUGCUUUUGAAUUCAAUGAACGCUUCCUCCUGACCCUGCAUGAUCAUGUGCAAUCGUGCCAAUUUGGCACAUUUAUUGGGAAUUGUGAGAAAGAUCGGUUGGAUUUGCGUCUGUCAGAGACAACAUUCUCACUCUGGGGCUACAUGGCCAAUCACAUCAAUGAGUACAUUAAUCCUCUGUAUCGUCCGGAGAUGGAUGAGAUACUAAAGCCAAAUUUGGCACCACAGUGCAUAAAAUUCUGGCGAGGGAUGUACAGUAGAUUUGAGAGUGGAGUUCACCCUAGGGAACCAUUGGGGGAUCUUUUGUUGGCCAGUAGGGAUCACUGUACAUCCCUGGAGGAUCAUGUGCAGCAUCUCACGAAGAGAAUUUCAAAUCUCAAAAAUCUAAUUUCCAAGUCAGCCAGAAGAUUCCAAGGACCAUCAAUGAGGCUCAAGGAUAACAAAGAAACGACUGAGAUCAAUGAUAAUCGCUACAAUUAUGAUAAGAAGUCAGGACAAUUGACUGACACCACGGAUCAUCCUCUCAAUUCCACGGAUUUCUCCUUCUCAAAUCUCUCGGUAAGUACCAUUUCCAUCUCUUACCAUUCUUUGCAUUUAAUUUUGAAGCUUUUUGAACCAUUCCCGAAGAUUUCUCAGGGAAAUCCUUGUGAACAAAAGACACCGACAAUGAGUGGAUUUUUGAGUUCUUUGGAAUCUUCCGGAUGGCUAAAGCAUAUCCGAUCGAUUCUGGACACUUCUAAUUUCAUUGCUUGUGCUGUGGACAAAGGGAUCUCUGUGGUAGUCCAUUGCUCAGAUGGAUGGGAUAGAACGGCUCAGGUUUGCUCACUGGCAGCCCUUAUUCUUGAUCCUUUCUAUCGUACAAUCAAGGGAUUCCAGGCACUGAUUGAGAAAGACUGGUUGGCCUUUGGGCAUAAAUUUAGUGAACGGUGUGGCUAUAUUCAGACAGAUCCCAAAGAGAUGUCUCCUGUUUUUACCCAAUUCCUCGAUAGUACGUGGCAAUUGGUACAGCAAAGGUGUGAUGCUUUUGAAUUCAAUGAACGCUUCCUCCUGACCCUGCAUGAUCAUGUGCAAUCGUGCCAAUUUGGCACAUUUAUUGGGAAUUGUGAGAAAGAUCGGUUGGAUUUGCGUCUGUCAGAGACAACAUUCUCACUCUGGGGCUACAUGGCCAAUCACAUCAAUGAGUACAUUAAUCCUCUGUAUCGUCCGGAGAUGGAUGAGAUACUAAAGCCAAAUUUGGCACCACAGUGCAUAAAAUUCUGGCGAGGGAUGUACAGUAGAUUUGAGAGUGGAGUUCACCCUAGGGAACCAUUGGGGGAUCUUUUGUUGGCCAGUAGGGAUCACUGUACAUCCCUGGAGGAUCAUGUGCAGCAUCUCACGAAGAGAAUUUCAAAUCUCAAAAAUCUAAUUUCCAAGUCAGCCAGAAGAUUCCAAGGACCAUCAAUGAGGCUCAAGGAUAACAAAGAAACGACUGAGAUCAAUGAUAAUCGCUACAAUUAUGAUAAGAAGUCAGGACAAUUGACUGACACCACGGAUCAUCCUCUCAAUUCCACGGAUUUCUCCUUCUCAAAUCUCUCGAUUUCAGAGACAAAUUGUGAGCUUCAGCAGAUAAAUGCGGAAAUGGAAUCUGUGGCGGUGGAUUGGAAAUCCAUGAGAAAUGUUACGGUUUGCUCAUGCUCAACACCAUUCGAUCAGUUCAGUCGGAAGAAUCACUGCUGGAAAUGCGGCGAAGUGUUUUGCUCACGCUGCAUUGUCCGAACUGUUCCAUUGGCUGGACACAACAGUGGCAAUCCAGUUCCUGUCUGUCGCUCAUGCUUCAGGGCUAUCCAACAGACGACACCGUAGUUCGACUGUGGGAAGGAUUAACCACCAACCCACCUGAUUUGAUAUUUAUCCUUCGCCUUUUACUGCACCUUUUUGUUUUUCCCCCCAAAUUCCUUUUAAUUUUAUUUUCGCCGUGCAACAUUUUUUUUUCUUGGCACAACAUCUCAUAAGGGAACUAGGCCUUUAAUCAUUUUUUUUCUUACACAAAGAUGGGACUUUUAGUCCCAAGCUCUGUUGAAUAAAGUGCAGUGAAGUCUACUGGAUGGGAUUCGAAAUCUUUUAAUAUGAAAAAAAAAUUCUGGUGAUCUAAAGGGGAUUUGAACCCUAGCACAUUUGCGUCAUAAAGCAGUGUCUGUCGUGAAGUUAUCCGCACUCUGUAGUUCAAUAAUUUCUUCAAAAUUUGUUUUUUUUUAUGAUUAGAAAAAAAUAUAUAUAAUAAAAAAAUAUAUAAUUUAUUUUAAGUCAUAUUUUUUCAAUUUUUAAACCACUUAUCAUUCACUUUCUGAUUUUUUAUAUGUAUAUUACAUUUUCGAAAUUGAAAUAUUUUCUAAAAUGAGACUUUAAAGUUAUUUUUAAAAUACCCAAGCAAAAUGUAGGAGAGUUUUUGAAUUUUUUGAAGUGUGAACUGUUCCUAAACUGAUAUUAAUUUCAGUAAACCGCGAACUCAAUUCUCCCUAUUUUUUAAAUUGAAAAUUAGUUUUGAAUUAAUUUUCUGGGAAUUUUCGGAAAUGGAUAUACGAUCCUACAAAACAGAUCGGAGUAAUAAAACGAAAUGGAAAGUAGAAAAUGUACACAAAUUGCUAAGAAUUCACAGGAUUGGCAACCUUUUUUCCGUGAGAGGGCACUGUUUUCUGUCGUAAGUGGCGCUGGAAACUGUUCUCAUUUUUUUUAAUUUUCAAGCUUAAAGUUAAAAAGUUUAGGUAAUUGAAUUAAAAUUUAUGGGAAAAAUGAAGAAAAUCAAUUUUGAAAAUUUACACUGUGCGACAAAAUUUAGGUUUUUGUGGGUGUUUCUGACGAGAGUGCAAAAACUUGUUAGAGGAUUAUUUAGGGAUCUCAAAUCUGAAAUCGGUUUGUCCGGGUCACGUCUGGAUUUUUUUAAAUAUGCAUUUUUAGUUUUUUGCUGUUUUCUAAAAUUCAAAAAUUUAUAUUUCCGGUUCUAAUUAUCCGGUGGUAGUCACAUAAAGCUAAGAUAAGAUAAGAUUUUGCCAGGGGUCAGUUCUCCAUUUCGGAUAUUCCGAUGCAUCCAGGCCACCAAUUGGGCCCCUUAUGCUUCCCCACUCCUAUUCUAUCUUAUCCCCCGAUACGGGUAGCCGCUCUAUAUCGCAGCUCUGUGUGGACAAUCAGUGCCGUUACUAUAUCACAGCAUCCCUUCUCGGUGUGUGUUUGGGAUCAGUGACAGCGAAUAUUUGUAUCGAUUGAAGUACCACUUUCACAUCGAAACUCGUUUUCGUACCAGCCUCUAUUGUUUUUAGGCGGUUCACUUUUUUGCCAAUAUGCACCAUUGACAUUACUAUUCAUUCAUUCACUGGACGAAUUCGAAGCCGAUAUGGCAUGAGAAAUCUUUUUUCUGCUGCCGCUCAGCCACGAACCCACGACCUCGCAGUCACAGAGCCACUGCUCUAUCCACUGACCCACUCGAGGCGCCACAUAAAGCUAAAAUGACGCGCAAUUUCAUCCUCUAUAACUCUUGUAAACCUAUCAAGAACCUACGAUGAAAAUAAAGUGUAUUUUUUAAAGAUUUUUUUGAAAAAGUGCACACAAAAUGGUGCAUUUUUCUGUAUUUUUUCCAUGUUAUAAUAAUUCUCCCACUUAGAUAGAACAUUUUAUAUGCCAAGUACUAUGCCUAAAAGUGAGUAAAUUUAAUAUUCUUUCAUAUCUUUUUAGUUUGAAUUUUCUAUCUUAAUUCGUUUAUUCACAAUAAUUUAUUGAAAAUAAAGUGCAUUAAAAUCUCUUAUUAUAUAUAAUUGUAUUGGUAUCUUUGUCUAACCUACUGAAGAGCAUUUUCUUUUGCACUCUCACUUAUACAUUUCAUAUAAAAAGAGGUGAAAUGAAAGAAAGAGACGUAUAUGGAAAUUGAGAAAGAAGAAUAGUUGUUUGGCACUCAUGAAUUAUCGGAAAUUAUUUCAGGACUUCUUCACUUGAAAAUAUUUUAUCUUUUGAACCUUAUAGUUAAAUAUUUUUACAGGACUAAAAAUCAAUUGUAUACUGAAAAGGUGUGAUUAGAAGGAAUCACACCUACAAAAAAUUGUAAACGAUUUAGUACAAUCUUGUAAAAUAUUGUUUUAUGCGGAAAAGUAACAAGAUGUUUACCUCUCCUUGUUUUCAUAGAUUUUUAUUAAAUCUUGCAGUAUUUAAACUAUACAUAUCUUAUUAGACCCAAAUUCACUAGGAUUGUUACAGAAAUUCUUGUAAAUUUUUUUUCAAAAUCUAGUAUUUAUUAGUUUCUCAACCGAUGGAGUAAAGAACAACAAAGGUUUCCUUUUAUUUUAUUUAUUUUUUCUUUUCAAAAUGCCUACGGAAUUUUUUCUAUGAAAUCAUUUGUGAAUUUUGUGUAAAUUAUAAUCAUGAUUUUCAUGAUAUUAAUACCAAAAAUUAAGCACGAUAUGUUUUCUCUAGAGAGAAUGAUCUGAAAAUUGACGUUAGAAACCAUUCCCGAUCGAAAAAUCUGAAUUUUUUUUGUUGAAGAAAAAAUUUGACAAUAUUUUUACAAGAUUUUACAAAGAAAAAUUUUAUAACGAGUAUCAGCCAAAAUAAUAGAGUCGUUUUGCAAAGCUUAUAUUUUUUUAACCUUUGUAUUUUUUCCCAAUUUGUUGAUAUAAUUCUGCAGUAGAAAUCUUCAAAUUAUUAGAAUCGUAGAAUAAGAGUUGGUUUGGCCGCUAGAGGUCUCUAUUUUACACAUAAUACGUCAAUAGUGAAAUUCAGUUCAGCCAAAAAAACUGGAAAACUGUCAUUUAUGAUUUUAUAAAUAUGGCUUUAUUUAAACUUAUUUAAUUUAAAUAAAAGUGGUCCUAUUGUGUUGUUCAAACCAAAUUUCACCAUUGAUGUAUUCUGUGAAAAAUAGAGACCUCUAGCGACCAAAACAACACUUAUUUGACUUAAGGCAAUUAUUUCAACAUUUCUGUCAAAAUUAUUUCAACGAAUUGGAAUAAACAAAAAUACUAAAGGUAAAAUAGUGGUCUUUGCGGAGUUGAUUCUAUUAUUAUGUCCGCCACUGUAGAUAGCGAAAAAUCUGGGUAUACUAUCUUUCCAAUAUUCUUUUUUUUUAUAUUUUUGCGAAUAUUAUUUUUUUCCAUGAUUCAAAUUUUCUAAAAUUAAGUUUAACAAGAUUUAACUAGUCAUAGGAUUUUAAAAAUAAAGAGGAAAACUCUUUCGGUUUGUUCGUUAAAGUUAAAACAUUCUCUAUUAAAUUCUAUUUUUUUUUUAUUUUCCAAAAUCUAGAAUAAAAUUUUUAACUAUUUCUUCAUUAAAGAUUGUCAAAAAAUGACAACGUUUAUAACCAAUUUAUUCUAAAAAAAAUAAAUUGUAUGAAUAAAUAGUUAUUUAUACAGAAAUCUACAUUGCAUUAGCUUUUACAGUAGACUCUCGCUCAAUCGGGCGAAAAAUUUUGUUGACAAUUUACACGUUUAAUUAUGAAGCUAAUUCGCUGUCGUUCUUCCUAUUUUAUCGUGAUUCUUUAUAAUUGAGCGCUUUUUGUGGAAUUUACAAAGGCUUUGACGCUCAAUUCUAUCGCUAAAGCGGAUGACAUUUUGCCCCAUAUUCCCGAUUGAGAGAGUCUACUGUACAAGGUAUAAUAUUAUUGGAAAUAUUCCCAGUAAUUUUCCUGAAUUCUGAAAUUUCCUGAACUAUUUUAAUACAAAUACAAAAUUAAAGUAAUUAAAUAAAUAAGUUCUAAACUAACUGAGAAAAAGAAUAUAUUUUAUGUAUUAAAUAUUACAUCAAAGUUCAAGUUCUGAAAAAUUGCUCAAAAUUCCAUAAUCUAAUCCUAAAAUUGAAACCGGUUUUAGACCCUUCCAAAACCGAUUAACCGUCUUAUCAUAAAAACCCGGUUACUUGGAAUCACUAGCUAAUAUGCAUAUUUAUUUUCCAUUGCGAAUAUUUUCAUCCUCUCAAAUAUUUUUUAGUACAUGGCUGUUCUCAUGUUCUUCUGCAUUAUCGACUUUUCUUUGUAUUGAUUCCUGUCACGGCUAUUUGUGGUUUUGAAACACAAAGAGCACUUGGGAAAAAAGCACACGAGAACAGACUUGUACUAAAAAAAUGUUCUGAGCAGAUUUCCCUUUUUUCAUUUUUAUUUGGAAUAGCACCAUAAUGAAGGAUUCCCAAAAGAAUUAAAAUUUGUUGCACAGCGUUAAUAAAGAAGACACUUUUCUGGCCAAAGACUUUAAAUUAUUGUGAUGAUUUUCUUUUCUAAAAACAAAAAUGACUUAGGCUAUAGGAAAAAGUUUCAAGAUAAAAUAUAUUAAAAGUGAAAAAUGGAGUAUUCCACAUGAUAAAAAAUUAGUGCACAUUAGAGCUUUUAUCUCUCUCAGGCAUCCUGGAAUAAAUUGAGGAUGUGAGUGAAUAUUUUUCAAUGCAAUUCAGCUUCAAAAAAAAGGAAGAAAGAAGGAAAGAAAUAGUCAAGGACCAAGAUUCCAAAUUUGGUCGGAGGAAAAAAAAAAGAAUAAUUGUGAAUUUAGAGGAUAUAUUGGUAGUUUAUUUAUUCUAUGUCAAUGUUCGAUUUUCAAAAUAAGAGAAUAAAGAAUUUAAAUUACA